AUGAAACGUUCAGAAACAGAAUAUCGCAGCAAAAUCAAUAGCAAUAGCAUUAUGGAGUAUUCAUCUUAUUCGUCAUCGAUACAAAAGACAAGUGUCUUUAUCAAUCCUUCACUUGAAAUAUCAAAUGGUGGCAUCUCCUACUUUAAUACAUUUCUCAUUGAUUUGACCAAUUGCAUCGUCAUUGAGAGUAUCAAUCGGUCGAAGCAAUCGGUAGCUCAGUCGAAAUAUCUAUCGGUCGAUGCCGUACAGGACUCGAUCAAUCAGAUCUUUAGCUAUGAGCUGUCAGAUGUACUCACGGAAAUCAGACACAAAGCCGUCCAGAUCAACAAUAUAACCAAUCGAUUGUUGGAAGGACAUUCUAUCGACUCUUUACCCAAUCUUUCAUCCUCAUUGACAACAUCCACCAUUUCCUCUUCCGAGAUCAACAAACCAGUAACACAAUCACCCCAAUCUCAUCAUCAUCAAUUGGAUGCUGUUACUUUAAUUGGUAGCAAUCAACCAGAAGAAAUCAAACCAAAUACUAAAAUAAUUGAAUCGCCAAUCAUUGAACCAAUUACCAACACCAACACUACUCCUACAGAAACAACUACAACAACUCAAUCGCCAAAUAUAAAUACUGCUAUUACUCCAAAAGUUGAAUCUCCAAAACAAACAACAUCACCAAUCAUUUCUUCACCAACUACACCAACUCCUGUAAAUAUCCAAGAUAACACUACCGCUACACAAACAACCUCUACAAUUACCAACACUACCACUACAACCACCAAACCAAACACUCAACCAACAAAAGAAACCAACCAAGUUACCAAGAGAGAUGUCAAAUCACCAACAACAACAGCCACCACCAAAACAAUUACAUCACCAAUUCAAACACAUGUCAAUUUGACAGCUAUAACAAUACCUUCACUUAUAUUUGUUAACAAACCUUUCGAUUUGGUACAAGCACUUAAAAACGAUCAUAUUCUAUUAGAAAAAAGUAAUGGUAUAUUGUUAGUCUUUUUAAUACUUGUUGGUCUUUUAAUACAAACUGUAUAA
Molecule: messenger RNA, 1035 nt
Organism: Heterostelium album PN500
Lineage: Eukaryota; Evosea; Eumycetozoa; Acytosteliales; Acytosteliaceae
Exons: 5
Coding region: 1-1035 (344 amino acids)
Molecular function (GO): protein heterodimerization activity
Source: RefSeq, a predicted model, not a curated record